This is a messenger RNA of Lethenteron reissneri (Far Eastern brook lamprey), 12334 nucleotides long. It is a transcript of the gene SLC44A1, whose product is annotated as solute carrier family 44 member 1. Gene Ontology annotation, cellular component: membrane. The record is from RefSeq and is a predicted model, not a curated record. NCBI's taxonomy places the organism in Eukaryota, Metazoa, Chordata, Hyperoartia, Petromyzontiformes, Petromyzontidae. Gene Ontology annotation, molecular function: transmembrane transporter activity. Gene Ontology annotation, biological process: transmembrane transport.
GGGGUAUGGGGGGGACUGGGGGGGAGGGAGGGGGAGGACUGGGGGGACGGCCAUGCCGCGCAUGCGCAGUGCACGCCGCUUAACAAUUGUUUACGCGGAAACUUAACGCGAGGAGUGCGCGCGGCCGUGGUGGUGGUGGUGGCGGCCUCGCGGAUUUUCCGCGCAGAUUCGACAUCGGGUUGUUUUGUUGAAGAGAUUUAAAAAAAAACCCAUUAACGGAAACCCACACGGACAACAACAACAACAUCCACACGGGACGCACCGUCGCUACACAUUAGAAAGCGACGACAAUUACAAGCAGCUUAGCGUUUAGACCCAACACAAAUAGCGACACAAAUAUAAACCUCUUAUUUCGCCUCCGUCCGCCGCUCCACCACUUGCCAUGGGCUGCUGCGCGAGCAAAGAGGGGGAAGGCUCGCGGACUGUAAGGCAAUGGACCCCUCUCGAAAACCGAGGCUGCACUGACAUCCCAUGGCUGAUCAUCUUCUUCCUCUUCCUGGCUGGGAUGGUUUUUGUCGCGGCGUUUUCCAUCUACACGGGCGCCGCCUCGCGCCUCAUCUACGGCUACGACAGCUAUGGCAAUCUGUGCGGAACCAAAAACACCCCGAUCCAGAACUUCCCCAUGUCUGGCCAGGACAUGCGGGAAAAACCGUUCGUAUUCUUCCUGGAUGCGUGCAACCUGGACCCCGUGAAGCUCAAGUUCCGCUCCAUGUCGCUGUGCGUAUCCCAGUGCCCCGAGCGGCAGCUCUCCACCAUGCAGGAAGUGCGACACUUUGCCGAAAACAACAGUUCUAGCCUCUGCGAUUACUCGGUGAAGCCUGCCGAUUACAAAGACAUCCUCGCGGGCAGCACUUGUCCCAAGCUGCCGGUGCCAGCCAGCAAGCCGGUGCUGCACCGCUGCGUGCCCACGAACAUCACGUGCUUCAUCAAGUUUGCCGAGACGGUGGCCGGCGUCAUCAACAGCAAUGACAUCUUCCACAAGGUGAUCAGCGGCAUCAUGAACAGCAAGGACGUCAUCAUCGGCCUCUGCUUCCUCGCGCUCGUGCUGUCCAUCAUAAUGAUGCUGGUUAUCCGCUACAUCUCCACGGUGCUCGUGUGGAUCCUCACCAUCCUGCUCAUCCUGGGCUCGCUUGCGGGGACGGGCGUGCUGUGGUGGAUGUACGCCGAGUACCGCACGUCCGGCAACACCACGCUCCCGCUGCCGCAGCUGCCCAUCGUCAAGAGCAACGAGCAGGGCCUCCUCAUCUACGCCAUCAUCGCCACCGUCUUCACGGUGAUCCUGCUGCUGAUCAUGCUGGUGCUGAGGUCCCGCGUCAAGCUGACCAUCGCGCUCUUCCACACGGCCGGCAAGGUCUUCAUCCACAUGCCUCUACUCAUGCUGCAGCCCCUGUGGACCUUCAUAGCACUGCUCAUCUUCUGGGUCUACUGGAUAGCCGUGCUGCUGCUCCUGGGAACUGCAGAGGUUCCUGCGGCACCUGGCCCGGCAGGUGACCCGUCCACCACGGACCAGGGCUUUGUGGAGUACCAGCUCGUGGGCCCCGUGCGCUACAUGUGGUGGUACCACCUGGUCGGACUCAUCUGGGUCAGCGAGUUCAUCCUCGCGUGCCAGCAGUUGGCCAUCGCCGGCAGCGUCGUCACCUACUACUUCACGAGGAACAAGAGCGAGCUGCCGAUGACGCCCAUCCUGUCGUCCAUCAAGCGGCUGCUGCUCUACCACCUGGGCACGGUCGCCAAGGGCUCCUUCAUCAUCACCCUCGUCAAAAUCCCACGCCUGGUCCUCAUGUACAUUCACCAGAAGCUCAAGGGCACGGAAAAUGCGUGCACCAACUUCAUGCUGAAGUGUUGCAUCUGCUGCCUUUGGUGUUUGGAAAAGUGUCUAAAGUACCUGAACCAGAACGCGUACACGGCCACGGCCAUCAACGGCACCAGCUUCUGCUCGUCGGCACGCGACGCGCUCACCAUCCUGGUCUCCAACGCGCUGCGCGUGGCCGCCAUCAACUGCGUCGGCGACUUCAUGCUCUUCAUGGCCAAGAUCCUGGUGGUGUGCUUCACCGGCUUCGCGGGCGCCUUCAUCCUCAACUACCAGCGCGACUACCACAUGUGGGUGGUGCCCCUGCUGCUCGUGUGCCUCUUCGCGUACCUGGUGGCGCACUGCUUCCUGUCGGUGUUCGAGAUCGUCGUGGACGUCCUCUUCCUGUGCUUCGCCGUCGACACGGAGCACAACGACGGCACGCCGGGCAGGGAGUACUACAUGGACAAGUCGCUCAUGGAGUACGUGAAGAACAGCGAGGAGGCGCUCUCCAACCUGGAGCGCAAGCGCAAGCAGGGCCGCGCCUCGGGAGACGCGGGCCGCGAGCUCAAGCCCAUGGCGGCGAGCAACGCGUGACGGGCGCCGCGGGGAGGAGCCAACGUCUUCCACGCUCCGCCUCCCGAGACCUCGCCACUCCAUCCCCACCCCCUCCUCCUCCGCAGCAGCAGCAGCAGCAGCCGCCUUCAGGACCCACCGACAGCCCCUAAGUCCACUACCGUCUCCAACUACGGAGGCAGCCACACGGACGACGUUUUGGUCGAUGCCGGGGCUGCUUUGGUUACCGCCAAUCGUUGGCCUUUGGUUUUCAAACGAAACGACAAUGACGACAACAACAACAACAAAAAGCGCGCGCAAGAGGAUUCGAAUGCCGCCAGUUCACGUUCUUCCGCUCCACGCCGGGUUGCCGUGCGGUUGGCGCUUUUAAAAAUAAAAUCGACACCAGGAGGAGCAGCUCUGACGCGCAUGGACUUGAUCCAAGACGAAGCGGCGGCAGCAGCAGAGACUUCCCGUGGUUGGUUCCGAAUCCGCAACAUUAAUCGGUUCGGGCGUAAUAAGAACGUUAGAGAGUUUUUGUUGUGGAACGACCAAAAAAAAAAACCCAACAUCUUUUUCAGCCCCUUCCAGCAACACGAUGUAGUGAUUCCUAGUCGUAGCGCCAAGAGGAGUGGGAGUCGUGGGGGUCGUGGGUGCUUCUUGUGGGGCGCGCGUGUGCACGCUCAGCAAACCCACGUGACGCUUUGGCCCGUUUUUGGGAGGAAAGUGAACAAAAGAAAAUUGAACGCGGUGGAGCCGUUUGUGAGUGCGGGUUUGACGAGCGGGCUCCAGUUUUAGUCGAUAACCUUAGGAUUUAUAGCCUCUGAAUAAUUGUGGCGUGCAUCUUUGAAAAUGCUGCCUCCAACUUGGUGCAAGCCAACACAUGAAAUGUGCCUAGCGUGCAGGGGUGUGGGGUUCUUUUUUGCAAGUAAGGGGGGAGGCGAGGCGGGGGUUUUGGGGGACCGUUUUCAGCGACACGUGUGACCCGUGGCUGGGUACGAUCACGCUAAAGCCCCCUUCUCUGCCCGGUGACAAGCGGCACUCGUUUUUUUUUUUUUUUAAUAACAAAGAAGUCCCGUGAAAACACGUUUCGCUUGAUGCAAUUUUUACUUCCUGCUGCGCGUCGACAGGGGUUGACGGCUCACGCGCCGGUCGGGCGGACGGCGAGGGGUGUGUACACAGAAGCACGGGGGAGUGGCGAGCCAGCCGCAGUCUGGGGCAGGAGCAGUACCCCACGCUGCCCGGGGGCCUUGCAUCUUCACACCGUCGUCAGCCUGAGAACCCUACGCAGACUGAUUUAGAAUGAGCAGGUAGACUAAUAUAACACUAACUUUUUUAUUGUACUUUUACUUACUCUCACACUCGGUCAUAUAGGCGCGUGAAUGUGUGUAAUGGCAAAUGGGGGGGGGGGGGUGUGUGCUUCCCGGUUAUCACACCGUGGGUGGUAGGGUCUACGCAUGAUGCUCGAGACCAAUUUGACUUGAGCAAAGCAACUUGGGGUCGAGUGCGUGAGCGCCGCACAUCAGCUGGGGGUGUUCUCUGGCGCGGGGGGAACCACCUGUCGCUCAGCGUGGGUCUCGAGAGAGAGUCGCUGGCUCGACCCCGACGUCCACGCGAUGAGCAGCAACCCUUGGUGAAGCAAGUCGUAAUAAAUUCGUUCGGUGUGAUGUUCAAACGGCGUUGGUGGGAUCCAGUUGGCUCUGCGCGCGAAUCGUGUUUACCGGGGGCAGCGGCGGCGGCAGCGCCUUACUCGCAGUCUGCGGGAGGCCUUGAGAUCACAGCGCUCGGCCAGCAAGUUGACACAAAGCCUAUCUUCCCUUCCGUGUCAAUAAAAAAAAACGAGCUCCGCUUUUUACGACGGCCGACAGCAGUUGUCGUCAUACAGAGCGACAGACACGGGGUCGCCUCCGCGGGGGUCAUUCGCGGCGUUGACACACCGCUGGCUUACGACUGCCGGCGGAGAUGAGCUGACAGCUGAACAACCCCGAGCGAGGGCGCGGUUGCCCGCUCGCCCGUGUGUGGACACACACUGGCGGCCGUCCACCGGCUGUAGUCGUACGAGCGAACUGAAUUUUAUUCGCAUCGGAAGUACACGUUCUGAUUUGAAGCCGCGUCCUAUUUGCAAGAUAACUUCAGUUUACAAUGUGGGGCGGGCCGGGGGAGCGGGUGGAACCCGUGGCGAUGAGGCCGUUGUGUGGUAAUCGAGAAACGCUGUGCUCCGUGCUGCCCGUUGCCUGGGCAGGGAGCACGCUGGCGUGGGUAUUUCCUCUCUCCUGGCUGCACAGACUAACGCCCCCUACCGAUGUAUCGUUUUGAAAAGCACCAAUGUGCAACUCAAACUCCGAGAUGUGCCACACGCGCACGCCGCAUCUUCGACCGGUGGUCACAGGCACCCCCAGGUGUUCUAUUGUCAUUAUCAAGUCGUGACGCAGGUCAGUAGUUAAUAAAACCUGAAGGCAACCGUAUUCGCCAAAUUCAAGAAUGCUCAAAUCCAGCGAUUGACAGAAUGACUCCUGUGCUAAACUUUCGCGCUCGGGGCAUGCGUACGAUGCCACCUACCCAGCCAUCCCGCCCGCCCCAUCCUCCCAGCUUGCGAGUUUUUUUGGCUUGAAGAGUUUGAGAAGCCCUGCACUAACGAGUAAAUAAAAGAAAGCCUUUUUGGUUUAGGAUAUUUUUGUUUGGUGGUAUUAGCUACAUCUGCGAUUAACGCAGUGCCUUAACCCGUAGUUCGUGUUGACGUAAUGACGUUAAACUGCGGAAGGAGCUCGAUUAUGGAUUGACCGGUGAGAAAGAGCCUGGCCGUGUCGAGACGGAGCCUGGAGUGCGUGAGGGUUGCCCCCCCCCCCGACCCCCCCCUCCCCCCCCCCCCCCGUCGCAUGGGGGACAUGGAUCUCGCUUGGAACACUUCCGUCGGAGUCAGACGUGUGUGCCCGUUUCUUUUUGCUUAACCAACCCACCUCUGUCGUCCCCUCGCUCGCCACGGGUCUCCCCCCCCCCCCCUUCCCGGCUUGCCGCUUCCAAUUUCUACCGAGAGCGAGCACUGGGGAGAGUGGCCACGGAUUCAAGAAUGGUUUCUGGAGAGGCAGUUCAAGCAGGUGAACGCACGCGGUCAUUCCACGAGGAGUUGCGCCGGUCGGGAAUCGCUCUGCUUCGGCGCUCUGCCAGGGUUCGAUGAGAAAUGUUGGGAGGGGGGGGGGGUGUGGUCGACGUUGCGGUGAGAAGGACGCGUCGGGCGUCGGCUCCAUCCUCCCUGAGUGUGCGGGGUUCGUGAUCCCCCGUGUCCCCCCCCCCCUCUGCCUGCACGCCCAUUGACUCUGUUGACUCUGGAAGUGACGGUCCGCGUCAAAAAGCUCGUGACCUCCAUCCGUUUGAAUCCUCGGGCGUCUCUUGCAGUCCGCGAACUCGGAGCCGCUCCAAGUUGGCAAAAGUUCGCCUCGUCCGCCCCACCGCCGCGUUAAGACGGAAGCUUCGCCUCGACCUGGAUAACCUCGCGAUUGAAGCCUUGGUCGCAUUGAGUCGGGGGGGGGGGGGGGGGGGCAAUAUUCUGGCUGGAGCCAACCUCAAAGUCGGUCUCCUGGAACCCAGCUGGAGGCGGCGAGAGCCGUCUCGGAGAGUGGCGGCCUCUCGCGUUUCCACAUUCCAGGGCUCCAAGUGGAGCAUGGCAUGGAGCCACACUGUACACGGGGCAAGUUUCUGACGACAAAAAAAAGACCCCCAUCGGUAGAAAUGACCCUGGGACAAUGAGCGGUGGGGGGUGCCCCCCCACGCCCACGUCGUGCCAACCGGUUCGAUGGCGCGUUUUGCUUUUGCGCGAAAUACCCCGGUCCGCGGAAAAGAGCGUCUGUGCGGAUUUUUUUUCCUCUCCAGUCGCACAGCCCGUCAAGUCCCCCCGCCGUCUGUGGCGUGUCCACGGCGUGGCGUCUGUCUCCCCGCUCACGUGGGGGAUUGGGGGUUGGCAGCGUUCCCCGUCGACGUCGUUCGUGGAGAGAGGCCUCCCCCCCCCCCGCCCCGUCACUCGUUCGCUCGAAAAUUGGGAGCAGCCGAAAUUGAUGACCCCGCUGUUGAUUGACAACAACGCUUGAAAAGUGGUAUUUGUUUUCAUCGAGUACCACUUGACACCAGCAGUGCCACCACAGCCGAAUGUAAUGCCCAUUUUCAACGAAUGCAUGAAUGCGGAGCCGUAGGCAGCCCCCGUAGGGUUAUCACGGUUCAGUGUUAUUUUUCAGGGCUCAUGAAGAUAGACAAACUAGGAUUAUUACGGUUCAGUGCUAAAGCCCGCAGUUUGGCUUUCCUUCACCUUCCCCCACGAAACACCGGUUAAGCCCUCUUCGCUCUUGACAGAUGACGGUAAAUCGUGGUGUGUGCUGGGUUAUUUUUUCAGAAACAAUUUUGUCACUUGACAACGCGAGCUUAUACGCAUCCUCCAUUGCACUAUUAGAAGCGGGUGUUUUCGCUCGGAGGGGAUGACGUUUUAAAUAUCGGAGCCUUCAUUGGGAUUUAAUCAUCGCGGAUGAUGAUGACUAUGAAAAAGAACAUUGACAGAAUUCUUGGUGGAAAAUCCUAAAUCCGCACGUUAUCCGUACCCCAGCCGCCUGGCCGAAGCGUCGCUCCCGUCGGUAAGAGCAGCGAGGCAGGCCCAAGUGACAACGCCGAGUUGUGACCGCUGCCGCUCAAAUCCCCGCGCCGUGGUCCACUCGGCCUCCUACUCGUGUCUCCAAGGUGAAAAAACAUUUACGCGGCGGUGGCGGCGGGUUGCCCUUCGGAGGGAACGAUCGAAUAUCCGCCACGUCCAUCUGGGACCCGCCAGCGGCCGGCUCGUGUGUGGUGGUGGGGGGGCAGGGUGGUGGGGGGCGCGGGUCUCCGGUCGCUGGACGCAGCCCAGACGCCGGAUUGUGAACGAGGGGGGGGGGAGACUUUUGACCGCUUAAAUUUUCCACCGCUUCUCUUCGCCACUUCCGACGCUGCCUUUUGCAACCACGGCGAGACGCCGCCGCCGCCGUGCUGUGGUGCGGGGAGGUUGAUCGAGGAACGCUUUGAAGACGUCUUCACAACUUGGCAGUCUUUACUUAGACCGCAGGAGGAAUCCGAUGAGCUGUAAAGCUCUUUAUUUUUUUGCGCAGACGUCUCGUCGUGGCCACGGGGUAAGACACGUGACAACAACAAAGAGUGACGCCAAACAUCGACGGCACCACCUUGGGCAGAGCAAGCAAGGGCUUUUUUUUGUUAUGUAAAAAAAUUCAGCACGUUAACGGACAACAUCCGAGGUGAAAGUGAAAUUCUUGGACGCUCGCAAGCGCCACCGAUCGUUUGACGACAUUGUUUGGGACGCAGUGAAAGCAAAUGAACGCUUUAUUUGGCAUUCGUUGUCGAACCAUUUGAAGUUGCGAGGUCGGAUCGUGUUUUAACAGCCAACGGAUGGGUUCGAAAUGAUGCACGAUGCGUAAACAAAAAUUGGGUCAAUUGGCGCUUCCGCACAUUCCCCUUGUGGCCCUGUAUAAUUGUGUUGUAGGAGGUGGAUAUCGGACGUUUUGUGUACACAUCCCCACGGAGUGGGCAUGGCGCCAGACUUUGUGCACAGGGCGAGGAGCGAGUCCCAACAAACCCGCGUACUUGAUGCUUUAUAAUUUUCUCAAAAAAAAUAAACUAAAUAAAAGCAAAGAAAAAAAAUGGAAUUUACUCAAGGCGGUGAAAGAAACAAAAUUAAGUGGUACUUACUUUCUAACGUUGGCUUUGUGGAAUAACCAAAGUUUUUGUUUUUACCAGGAUCUUUGCUUGAAUUGUGUGUGUGGGGGUGGGGCGGUGGGGGAAUGAUUUAUAAGAUGUACAAUACUUGUGUGGUGAGGUUUCUAGUUUUUUUUUUUAACGGGGGGUGGGGGGGGUUUCAUCAGUUUUUUCACGGCGGAGUCGGGGAGAGCUUUCCGUACCCCACAGCCUGUCCCAAGGCCUCCUCCCCCCCCUCCCCACGUGUUGCACUUUGGCCAGUCCCGGUGCCCUCUCUUGCAAGACAGCCAAACCCUUGUUCCUUCAGCCACUCCAUUGCUGUCGGGUUGAGCAUCUGUGACCAUUGCUCGCCCUCGUAUUCUUAGGGAUGGGGUGGAGUGGGGGGGUACCUUUUACCACCAUCGCGAUUAACAAGAUGAAGCUUUAUGGCUGAUAAAGAUACGGUCGGGCGAACUCUUCGGAGGAUAACUAAUCGUGGCAGAGAGAACAAAGGCAGAGAUUGUGAGCAGAGAAUUGUGUGACUUAUCGAUGCAGACAAUGAUUUACCAUUUUGGUCCGUGAACUGCAGAGCCAUUCCACUGCUGGAUGAGAUCCUUUCCCCACAUCGUGCAGGCCGUGAGGGCAGUUUGACGAUACAUGGGUGCCGCGGUGGUUAGGAGAUGUUAACUCCCUUGCCUGGUAUGUAGGAGGUCGUGGGUUCGAUCCCGACCCUGAUGCCAUGUUCUAUAUAAUUGGUCGCGUAUUUUUUUUUCUCCGGGUCCUCCGGUUUUUCCCUCCACGUUUAUUACCAACCAUGCGUUUUAGAUAAUUUGUCCUACUUUCAAUUUCCACAUGAAUAGCCACUUUGUUGAGCUAUCAUUUGUGAUUGCUUGGUCGCUUCUGAAAAAAAACUUUUUCGCUCAGUGGGCCUUGCCUGGUAAAGUACAAAUAAUAGUUUUGGUUUGGUGACGGCGGUUGUGGAAGAGUGCAAAGCAACAAGUGGGGUGUUUCUGCAAUGCCCUCUGCUGCUCCCACUGUCUACUGCACAUGUCCUAUACGCAUGGUGCCACUCAUGCACACACGAGGCAGGCCCCCAACAGGUGCUUGGCUUCUGAGAUGUGGUGGCGGCAUCGGGUGCAUCCCAGAUUUACAAUAAUAUGGGAAUUUUUAAUGAUACUAAUGUCCACAAGCAAAGACAAACCCUGGGAUUAUAUUCGCUAUAAACAUUAAUUUGUAAAAUAAAUGUGUUUAUAACCUUUACAUAAACGUUGUAAUGAACUGAUAUUUUGCCACAGAUUAGCAUUUUCCUUUGCUCACUUGUUGCAAAGAGACAACAAUUACUCGCGCGUAAAGGUUUUGGUAUUUAACAUCCACAAACUACACAAUUAACAUGAAUUGUUAUUCAAAGUUCGGAACUGUCUCGGCACCACUUUGUAGCGUUGAGUGAUGGGGGGGGGGGUGGGAGGCUGGUCAGGCCCCGACUGCGUUGAGCCAGGGCGCACUGGCAGCUGUGGGAACCAGCGGAAGGAAGCGCUGCCGUGGUGUGGCGAUAUCGGUGACAUACACAGUGACCUCCUGGCAUCGACCACGUAACGAUCCGUCACAAUCGUCUGCCCCCUCUCCCCCUUCUGCUCUGAACAACGGCAAGCAUGUGAUCUUGUUCAUGUUCUGUGUUUCUCAUCGCGACGGCCCUGAAUUGAUCCGUCCCUGCACUACCGCGCUGGGCUUGCGUGUGCCGUGCGGUGCGCUGUUUUUGCCAAUUGUGCUGGAGCUGGGCGGAAACAUCUCGCCGCUGCUGAAAAUAAGCCUCGCCAAGACCGCCGUGGCCGAGAGAGUGUCCGUUCAUCACAGCCUGCCCGACCCGCAGUGCUUGGGCCCCCCGGUACAAAGAGGGCUUUUGGUCAGACCAGUUGAGUUGGCCUCGUGGCCCCACCGAUGGGAAAUGUCGUCCCCGCCAAGAAGUCAUUGGUCGGGUCUCCACGGCCCAGCCAUGUUGAGACUUCCAUUAAGCCAAGCAGGGUUAUACUAUAAUUGUAAUUUUAACUCGAGUAUAAUUGGACUGACUAGAAGAAAUUUGGACAAUUGUUCAGGCAGACGGCACCUCGCACUUUCGUGGAUAAUUCAACAUCGCUUCAGACCUAAGUGGAAAUGUACAGCGCCGUGGAUGAACUUUUCAGUCUGUUGUCUUUACGAUGUGGCGAUUUGAUCAAAAAAAUAGGAAGACAUUACAUCCUUUAUUUGACCAGGAGAUAGCACUGCUUUUUGCAAGGAGACGACUUGGGGUUCAUCGAAAAUUCUGCCCCAAUCACCGGCGACUCUUUGGGAAAUCGCAAUUGUAAGAAGUCCGCAUUCUUUUGGUCAACUCCGUCCGUGUUUUUAAAAGUUUUUUUUUUAUUGCAUCUGCCGAGUGUUUUCAUAAAACAAGGGGAUUCCAUCGCUAAAUUAAAACCUAAGUGGUGAAGAUCCAAACGUGAUAAGCCACAGGUCUGCGUAAUUACCGCGUACUUGCAGGUUGUUUCACAUGUAGUUUACACGUUAACAGAUUGGCAACAACACGAACAAUAGAAGACGCCCGAAUGUUUUGCUCCUAAGCUGCCACCAUUCAUUAUUUGGCAAACGCUCCGUUGCGCGCACUCACUCGCGUUUCUUUUCGUGGAGCGGUCGGUAAGGUUCUAGAUUUGAAGCUUUCGUGACUGCAAGGAUUCAUACUCUUAGGUUUUUUCGGUAAAGUCACGUAGGUAAAAAAUUAAAAUUAAUCAAAUAAAAUAAAAAUCACGACGUUUCGGAGGCAACACAAGCUUCCGUCUUCAGGUGGAACCGUCACAGCACGAUAGCUGCCUCCGAAACGUCGUGAUUUUUAUUUUAUUUAUUUAAUUUUUUAACCUACGUGCCUUUACCGAAAAACCUAAGAGUACCCGUUGCGUGCAGCCUCCGCACAUUUGGUGACGACCCCGAGUCGGGUGUUGCACAACACGUGGGAUGGAACGAGCGGGCGGGCGGUCAUGGGGGGUGUCCGCCACGCUGAGCCAUCUGCCGCCUUUCAUGUCUCGCUGCAACAAAGCCAUCGCCUUUGUUGAUUGUCUCUCUCUCUCGCCCACUCAGCUUUGGCAGUUCACCCGACACAAAGCAGUACCGCCAUUCUUCACCUGAGGACGGCUGCUUGCGUUGUGGCCGAAACGUCGUGAGAAUUGUAUUUUAUUAUGUUUUAUUUUUAUUAUUUUAUUAUUUCCAUUCUACGUGACUUUACCGAAAGAACCAAGAAGAUGUACCGCCAUUGUUGGCAGGUGACGUGCCCGCGUGCGUGUCGAUAUCUUCACACAACCGCCGUUGUUUAUUGGGAUUAAUUUCACGAAACUUUAAAGAGAUUUAUCUCAUACUCUUCUCUACUAUGUUUAGCAUGAGUUUGCAAUUAGUUUUAAUAUUUUAAACUCGGUAACCUUAUUUUAUUUGUAACCUAUUAGUCGCAUAUUAAGUUUAUAUAUUUGUGUUAAGAUGUAAACACAAAACUAACAAUUGUUAUGAGCAAUGGAGGUUGGCAAGCUUAGAUUUUUUUUUUUCGUUGAGGUCAUAUCUGAAAAGAGGUGAAAUACAAAUCGACUCCCAACAACCGCUCGGGAUGUUUGACCAGAAAUGGCUUCAAUUUGUUUUACGUUCCAGGUCAAUAACGCAACCGGUAGAACAGAAAACAUCCUCCGAAGCAACCAAAACAUUGGCACUACACAACCAUCGCAUUCGUCAAACACCCUCUACAUAAUUCUUGUCCUCGUUACAGUCUUGCGGUGUGUGUGUGUCGGGCACCUCCUCUUGCCAGCGAGCCUUCGACACCACGUGGCAGCCUCAAAGUGCACCUGGCCUGGCACGGGCGCCGUGGGGACGUCACCGUCACUGAGUGGCGGCUGUGUUGGCAUUGGCGGAGAUAGAUUGAAGCCCACCCAAAUUGUGCAGAAAUGAGGCAUCCGGGUUUUACUCCCCCCCCCCCCCCCCGGCUCCUGUAAUCUCUCUCGUCCGUCCGAUACUUCGCAAACCCCCUUACCCCCAGGAAGACGCCGCAAACGGGAAUGUAACAACAACAACAACAACUUCUGCGUAUUUCUAUUUGCUCCGCUGGCGACAAAAUCUUGCCAAUCGACCGGUGUUUGCGAUUGUUCGAUCCUUCCCCCCCGUCCCGGCCCACCCGAUGCUGCGUCGUUGCGAGGAGAUCUUUUUUUGGGGUCGAAAUCAACUUCUUACGUCCUUUGUAUUUGACUUUGCACGUAUUUUGUAAUAAAAACAAAUCUUGUUUUUUUUUAA